Molecule: messenger RNA, 2058 nt
Organism: Selaginella moellendorffii
Lineage: Eukaryota; Viridiplantae; Streptophyta; Lycopodiopsida; Selaginellales; Selaginellaceae
Product: V-type proton ATPase catalytic subunit A
Exons: 20
Coding region: 55-1917 (620 amino acids)
Biological process (GO): proton transmembrane transport; ATP metabolic process
Cellular component (GO): proton-transporting V-type ATPase, V1 domain; plant-type vacuole
Molecular function (GO): ATP hydrolysis activity; ATP binding; proton-transporting ATPase activity, rotational mechanism
Source: RefSeq, a predicted model, not a curated record
UGUGUGUCUUUGUGUUAGAUCUAGGGUUCAUCAAUCUGCGGUGCUGGGGGAGCUAUGCCCAUUCUCGCCACGUUCGAGGAUCAGGAGCGCGAGAGCGAGUAUGGAUACAUCCGCAAGGUCUCCGGGCCUGUGGUCAUUGCCGAGAAUAUGGCAGGCGCGGCGAUGUAUGAGCUGGUUCGCGUCGGGAAUGACAAGCUCAUGGGUGAGAUUAUUCGAUUAGAAGGGGACUCGGCAACGAUUCAGGUGUACGAGGAAACCGCUGGCUUGACCGUGAAUGAUCCAGUUCUUCGAACACACAACCCACUGUCAGUAGAGCUUGGACCUGGAAUUUUGAGCAACAUCUUCGAUGGUAUUCAGCGUCCUCUUAAAUCCAUUGCCAUUAAGUCGGGCGAUGUCUACAUCCCGCGAGGAGUUGCUGUGCCAGCACUUGACAAGGAUAAGCUGUGGGAAUUCUCUCCAAAAAAGAUUGGUGUUGGAUCCGCCAUCACUGGUGGAGACUUGUAUGCAAUUGUCCAUGAGAACUCGCUUAUGGAACAUCAUAUUGCUCUCCCUGCGGAUGCUAUGGGGAAAAUAACUUAUAUUGCACCGCAUGGUCAGUAUAGUCUCCAGGACAAGGUUCUGGAGCUUGAAUUUCAAGGUACAAAGAAGCAGUUCACUAUGCUUCAGAUGUGGCCUGUCCGAACGCCACGACCUGUAGCAUCUAAGCUUCCUGCAGACACUCCUUUGCUUACUGGACAGCGCAUUUUGGAUGCUCUGUUUCCUUCCGUGCUAGGGGGAACCUGUGCUAUUCCGGGAGCAUUUGGCUGUGGAAAGACCGUUAUUAGUCAGGCGCUUUCGAAGUUUUCGAACUCUGACGCUGUCAUUUACGUGGGAUGUGGCGAACGAGGAAACGAAAUGGCUGAGGUGUUGAAAGACUUUCCACAGCUUACUAUAACACUUCCUGAUGGACGCGAAGAGUCUGUCAUGAAGCGUACAACUCUCGUCGCUAAUACUUCAAAUAUGCCUGUGGCGGCACGAGAAGCUUCAAUUUACACGGGCAUUACUCUGGCUGAGUAUUUCCGUGACAUGGGCUAUAAUGUCAGUAUGAUGGCUGACUCGACGUCGAGAUGGGCCGAAGCCUUGCGUGAAAUAUCCGGUCGACUCGCCGAAAUGCCUGCCGACAGUGGUUAUCCAGCGUAUUUGGGUGCACGUUUGGCUACGUUUUACGAGCGGGCUGGAAAGGUUAAAUGCCUUGGUAGUCCCGACAGAACUGGAAGUGUUUCUAUUGUCGGUGCCGUGUCUCCUCCUGGUGGCGAUUUCUCAGACCCUGUUACGGCAGCGACUCUUAAUAUUGUCCAGGUGUUUUGGGGACUUGACAAGAAGCUUGCGCAAAGAAAGCAUUUCCCUGCUGUCAACUGGCUGAUAUCUUAUUCGAAGUAUACCCAGGCAUUGGAGGGAUUCUAUGAGCAUUAUGAUCCGAACUUUAUUUCAAUCCGAACAAAAGCACGUGAAGUGCUACAAAGAGAAGACGAUCUAAACGAGAUUGUUCAGCUUGUCGGCAAAGAUGCGCUGGCCGAGGGAGAUAAGAUUAUUCUUGAGACGGCCAAGCUCUUGAGAGAGGAUUAUUUGGCGCAAAACGCUUUCAGUGUAUACGAUAAGUUUUGUCCGUUCUACAAGUCCGUUUGGAUGAUGCGAAACAUCGUUCAUUUCUGCGACCUGUCCACUCAGGCUGUUGAGAAAGCUGCCGGAUCCAAGGGUCAGAAAAUAACUUUCAACAUCAUCAGGCAGCGCCUCGGAGACAUCAUAUACCGUUUAGUCUCCCAAAAAUUCGAAGAUCCGGCCGAGGGCGAGUCUGCGCUGUGCUCCACGUACCAGAAACUCUACGACGAUUUGACAACCGCGUUCCACAACUUGGAAGACGAGUACCGCGCGGCAUAAGAUAGAACUGGUUUUCUCCACCCGUAAAUAACGUCUCGUCGCGCUUGGUAAAAAACCAUUCUUUUCUUUGCGUCCAAGCUCUCCAUAGGUGGUUCUCUGCGCAAUAUUUAUAUACUACUCCUGGUAUUUUUUUUGCUUUGA